Messenger RNA from Amphiprion ocellaris (clown anemonefish), 2186 nucleotides. It is a transcript of the gene slc37a4a, whose product is annotated as solute carrier family 37 member 4a. The record is from RefSeq and is a predicted model, not a curated record. Bases 658 to 2034 code for a protein of 458 amino acids. NCBI's taxonomy places the organism in Eukaryota, Metazoa, Chordata, Actinopteri, Pomacentridae. Gene Ontology annotation, cellular component: endoplasmic reticulum membrane. Gene Ontology annotation, molecular function: glucose 6-phosphate:phosphate antiporter activity. Gene Ontology annotation, biological process: glucose-6-phosphate transport; phosphate ion transmembrane transport. The transcript is spliced from 8 exons.
UGCGGAAGCUGCACAGACUACACCUACUAUAUGAACUGAGCCUCUGUACAUCACCACUGCAAACUCACGCGAAGUUAUUUAGUAAAAAGGGCGUUUAUGACCUUCAGGUAAAGAAAGAAGCGCUGGAGACAAAGAUACUGCUGCAGGUCUUGUGCUGAUGAGGAUCACCACAGUUCACUUCAUUUGCAGAGGAGCCUCCCCCUGCUCUGCUCUACCUAUUGGACUCCCCAGUAAAUCAUUAAACAUCCGAAUCAGAGGAUUCCUUCCAUAACAUCCUCACAUGAACAAACAGCAACAAAGCAAAACAAUGCCAAGGCCACUAUUGAAACAGAAGGACUGAUUUGCCUCAAGGAAACUACACAUCACAUUCAGUGUUCGUGCCACAAAAUUGAUGGUUUCCUUUUCCAAACCUGCCCGGCCUGCAGCACAUGGCAGCAAACCCAGAUUCAAUCAGCCGCAGGGCAGAGGAGUUGACCAUUAACCUCCCGCGCUGAUUGCAAACCCCUCUUCACUCGCAAGCAGCUGCUUCUGCACAGUGGAUCCUGAAGCAAAGUUCACUGUCACAGGCAGCAGAAGUCUGUCAAACAGCGGGAGCUUGCUGCCUUCUCUGGAUUGUGUUUUCUUUUUCCUCCUUUUUAAAGGACUAAAUCUGCAACCAUGGCUAAAGCAAACUAUGGAUACUACAGAGGCACUAUAUUUCUGGCCAUGUUUGUGGGCUACACGCUGUACUACUUUAACAGAAAGACUUUCUCCUUUGUGAUGCCGUCUCUAAUGGAAGAAAUUAAGCUGGAUAAGGAUGACCUGGGCAUGAUCACCAGCAGUCAGUCGUUGGCCUACGCUAUCAGUAAGUUCAUCAGCGGCGUGCUUUCGGACCAGAUCAGUGCCCGCUGGCUCUUCUCCAUUGGCCUGUUCAUGGUGGGAGGCAUCAACGUGGUCUUCUCUUGGUCCUCCACCGUCGCUGUCUUCUCUGCACUGUGGUUUCUCAACGGUCUGGGACAAGGCCUGGGCUGGCCUCCCUGUGGCAGGGUGCUGCGAAAGUGGUUCGAGCCGUCUCAGUUCGGGACAUGGUGGGCAGUUCUCUCCUGCAGCAUGAAUCUUGCCGGUAGCUUGGGCCCCAUUAUUGCCACGGUGUUGGCUGAGAGCUACAGUUGGAGGGCGAUACUGUCCGUCUCUGGGAUGAUUUGUGUGGCGGUGUCCUUUGUUUGCCUUCUGGUUAUCAAGAAUGAGCCUAAGGAUGUGGGGCUGCCAAACAUAGAGGCAGCCGCCAAGAAGAGCAAAGGAGGAUCCUCCAGCAGUGAGAGCACCCUGUCUGAGUUCCUGCUGUCGCCCUACCUGUGGCUGCUGUCCGUCUCCUACCUGGUGGUGUUUGGGGUGAAGACGGCCUGCACCGACUGGGGCCAGCUGUUUCUCAUCCAGGACAAGGGCCAGUCAACACUCAUGGGCAGCUCAUACAUGAGUGCUCUGGAGGUGGGAGGCCUGUUGGGGAGUCUGGCAGCAGGUUACCUCUCUGACAAGGCUGUGGCCAAACAAGGCGUGAGAAUCUAUGGCAAUCCUCGACAUUUCAUCCUGAUCUGCAUGAUGGCAGGAAUGUUCGUGUCCAUGUACCUGUUCAGAAUCACAGUUACUCCCAACAGCUCAAAGGUAACAGUAACAUCCCAAAGGACAAAAAUCGAUUACUGCAUGUCAAACGUGGUCAUCAUCACACAUUUAUCUCUCCUGACCAUCCAGGUGUGGAUUCUCAGCCUUGGUGCAGCUUUUGGUUUCUCCUCUUAUGGACCAAUAGCACUGUUUGGAGUUAUAGCCAAUGAGAGCGCUCCAUCUAACUACUGUGGGACGUCGCAUGCCAUUGUUGCCCUGAUGGCCAACAUUGGUGGCUUUCUUUCCGGUCUACCAUUCAGCACCAUUGCGAAGCACCACAGCUGGGAAAUGGCCUUCUGGGUAGCAGAGAUCGUCUGUUUAGUCACUGCCGUUGGAUUCUUCCUGCUGCGCAACAUCCGAACCAAGAUGGGCCACGUGUCCAAGAAGGCAGACUAACAUCUUCACACCUCAGCCUCUGCACCCAGAGGAAAACUCAGUACUUUGAGCCUUAAUUGUAUUUUCAUAUUUUUUCAGACUGAAUUCUUUUUGUACCACUAUGUUUCCACUGUCAGUUUUGCAUUAUAUAAACAGAAAUGAAGCUCGGAGAA